This is a messenger RNA of Letharia columbiana, 867 nucleotides long. RefSeq lists its product as uncharacterized. NCBI's taxonomy places the organism in Eukaryota, Fungi, Ascomycota, Lecanoromycetes, Lecanorales, Parmeliaceae. The coding region runs from base 1 to 867 and encodes 288 amino acids. The record is from RefSeq and is a predicted model, not a curated record. The transcript has 3 exons.
AUGGAUAUUACUGCAGUUGUCUUCUAUAUUGUCAUCGCCCUCGUCGGCCGUGCCUCUGCGUCCAUAGUCUCAACAAACAUACUCUUGCCCGCUUGGCUUUUCAACCCCGAGCCUACUGGAGCGACAUUCACCGGCCAAAUUUCGACCUCCCUUGGUACCACCUACUACACCUUGGACUGCAACUAUGAAUUCACAAACUUCGUGGGACAAGGGGGCCAGUGCCGCUAUAAUGGCUACACGUUCUCAGCAAUUUCUUCCACCACUGCUUACGUCCUUUCUAGCGUGAGCCUAGCAAAAAGCGACGGGUCCAACUCUCUACAAGCGUUCCAGCAGGCAAUAACCAUACACUGCGGCCCCGUCGGCUACGCCAACAUCGCCUCCUGCACCAGCACCUACCUCAGCAACAUAGAAGACCCUGAAGAUGAAAUAACGGCGGAUGAGUCUGCCAGCAAUGCUAUCUACAGCACUGUUAUCAUAGUAGGCCCGGAGUCCACACUUUAUCCAUUCUUCUUCACUUCCAGCUCCAACAACGCUGCAUCCAGCACGGCAAUGCCUCGGGGGAUGCCCACCAAUCCAAUGCCCUCACCGACCUCUGGACCUGCCUCAUCAGCAACACACGGAACCGCAGCCAAAGUAGGUACCGGUCUCGGUGUGCCUCUCGGCGCUUGUGUACUCGCCGGCCUCGCUCUAUUACUCUAUCGGCACGCCAAGCACAAGGAACGUUCGCGUCUAAGCCAGAUGGGCAACAUGGCAUCAGUGGGGGGCCUCGCCAUGGAGCUUGAGGGAAAGAGGAUAUCGGAUACUGCUUUGGCGAACAAGAUGCAGGGCAGGCAGCCACCGGUGUAUUCAAUGGAGCUGCAGGGUUGA